Lizanozyma spartinae is the source of this 5787-nucleotide messenger RNA. RefSeq names its product putative ubiquitin-protein ligase. The coding region runs from base 1 to 5787 and encodes 1928 amino acids. NCBI's taxonomy places the organism in Eukaryota, Fungi, Ascomycota, Pichiomycetes, Serinales, Debaryomycetaceae. Gene Ontology annotation, cellular component: cytoplasm; ubiquitin ligase complex. Gene Ontology annotation, biological process: protein ubiquitination; ubiquitin-dependent protein catabolic process via the N-end rule pathway. The transcript has a single exon. Gene Ontology annotation, molecular function: zinc ion binding; ubiquitin protein ligase activity. The record is from RefSeq and is a predicted model, not a curated record.
AUGACAAGCAUCCCGGAAUUGGAUGAUCUUAGGCGGUUUCUCUUUUUGCUUCCUCGAAAGUCCAACUUUCAAUUCACCAAGGAGACUCGGAAACAAAUAAGAAAGGAACUCUUUUGCACACUCUCCAAAAGAACAAAAUACAUCAAUUGGAUCUUCCCGAACCUAGAACGUUCCAUCGGAACCAACGAUAAGCUUACGGUCUUGGAUAAGGAACUCGACUGGAGCUUCUCUAAAUAUUUCAAGCGGGUCUUGAAAUCUCGUGGCGAUACAAACUCCCAUGAUGAUCGGGCCUACCAUGUCAACUUAGCGUGUGCUAGGAUCUUCCGUAAGGGUGAGCCCAUUUAUCGGUGUUUGACUUGUGGCUACGAUGAUACCUGUGCGCUCUGUUCUCAUUGCUUCCGAGAAGAGUACCAUGUGGGUCAUAAGGUCAACAUCAACAUAUGUCAGCGAGAAAAUGGAGGAGUAUGUGACUGUGGAGAUCCUGAAGCGUGGGUAAGGGACUUUGUGUGUCCCUACACGAAAUAUCUGCAUAAUAAUGACGAUGUUUCUAUGGAAAAUGAUGGUAGUGAUGGUGUUGCUGACGGGGAUUCAUUGCUCAAGAGCGAGAUGCCUAAAGAGUUGCAAAAACUAUUACUAGGAGUAAUGGAGAUCCUAUUGGACUACGUCAUUGACGUGAUGACCUCGAACGACUUGCACUUUUACGACUUCAACUCCACAAAUAUAAGUACUAUUACCAAGUACUCCUUUUAUGGGGAAUUGGACGGAGAGAAAUACGAUACCCGUGGCAUGAGAGACGUUUCUGAUGGCAAGUUCGCCCUCAUGGUGUACAAUGACCAAGUUAGACACUACAGAGAUGCAGUUCAAAGAAUCAGAUUGGCCAGUAAGAAAGUUAAAGCAUUUGCUACAAUGGUAACAGAUAGACUCCAGAGUUAUGGUAAGGCCAAAGUGUUGGUAACUGAAAACUUGGAACUCCUUAGAGAACGACAAAAGAUUUUAUCUGCAACCGGCUUGGCCACAUGUAUCAGAUGUCUGCGUGAUGUUUUCCGAGAAGAAAUGGUUGACGAGAUAGUGCGAUGGAUAUGUUCGUUUACUGAGUCGGAGUUAUUCAAAUCAAACGUGACUACAAAGGAUUUACUAUGUCAGGCCUUUUGUAAAAGGUGGAAGAAAGGUCUAGCUCAACCUGAAAGGAUAGCCUUAUCCACUGAAUACAUCUACAGAACAGGAACAUUAGAUUUGAAAUAUAACAUUCCCAAAAUACAAACCACCACCAAGGAAUCAUUACGCAAAGAUGACCAUUGGUAUCAUCAAGUUGAACGUUGGAAUUUACCCGAAAAGCUUUGCCAAACUUCGGAGUACAAUACCGAUACGACAGACUUACAACCCAACACAUGCCAUUUGGGAUCUAGAUUCCAAUACUUUAUUUAUUUUGAUAUUCGAUUCUGGAAAUCCAUUCGAACGGUUCUUCAUGAUAUGUACUCAUGUUCUGUGAUCACCAAUUUAAACUUCAAGAACGUAUUAUGUGCUCAAUACGUUGACAUUUAUCCAACUGUGGCUGAUAUGUUGUUAACAAAAGACAGAGAACCCGAGACCAAUGUAAUGGGAGUCUUAUCUACUCAAAUAUUCACAUGUCCUUCCAAUUCUACGUUGAUUGUUCAACAUCAUGAUUUAUCCAGGAUUUUUGCUUCCAUAUACAGUUUCCUUACAGAAGAAAGAAUCAGAACACUGGACGAUAUUACUAUCACUCAUAAAAUUUCCAUCUGGAGCUUGAAGAUCCGUCGUUGGUGUCAAUGUUUUUUUGAUGUUUCAUAUAUACUUACUCGAAGCAAUGAUUUUAAGUCGAUAGUGGAAUAUAACAUCAUCCCUAUGGCAUGUGAUAUAAUUGCCUUAUUCCAAGGUCGCCCAGUGAUAAUUCGGGAGGGGAAGACUCAUGUGGAGUACGAAAGUCCUGAUUAUACUGCGUUCUUUCAGAAUGUACCUGUGAUUUACCUGUUUGCAGAAAACAUAGCCCAUUGCUUUUCUACAAUGAAGAACAUCAACAAACAUGAACAGAAAGUGUUAUGCAAAAAUGCCAUAAUGUAUGUGGUGACAUUCUUAUUGAAGUUGGAAUCCAAUAACUACCCAGGUUUACUGGAUGAUACUAUAGAUAUUGACUUGAAGGUCCAAAGGAAUGCCAAAAGAGACCCAAGAAGCAACGAAUUAAUUCAAGAAUACAGAAUCGACAAAGAAAAGGUCAGUUUCUUACACCCAUUACAUUCCCUUCUUGCAUUUUUAAUUCAAUUUGCAGAGUUUGAAAGUUCCUUCGAAGUCAAACAAAUAAUUGACGAUACAAUCAACAAGAUGGGCCAAACAAACAUACCCAACCCAACAGUAUCGAUUUUUGACUACUCAGUAAGAACCAUCGUUUUAAUGUCACAAAUCAAAUCAGGGUUUUGGGUUAGGAAUGGGUUCAGUGUUCGGUCCCAAUUGCAACUCUACAGAAACACCAACCUUAGAGAGUGUGGUUACAUGCGAGACUUGUUCCUUAUUCAAGUGUUUGUAAACACUUAUGAGCCCGAUUUUGUAUGUAAUCUCCUCUUCGACAGAUGGCAGCUAUUAGAAGGUUGGACGUUAAAGAGCGGCGGGUUCCCCAUAGACCAAAAUGAAGAUGCUAUCUUUCCCUAUGAUCAUCAUACAUUGUCAUACAUAUUAGAUGAGUGUUUGAACUUCUUCAUCCAGCUUCAAUCGGAGGUCUUGUAUUUACGGGGACUUAAGGAGAACAACCUUAAUGAGACCCACAUAAGAAAUGAGUUGAUCCAUAAUUUAUGUUUUGGUCCUAUGACAUAUUCCAAGCUUUGUUCCAAUAUUCCAGAACAUGUGUCGAUGGAAAAGCGAUUUGAUUUGAUGCUUCAAGAUGUUUCAACCUUCUCUGCACCCACAGGAGCAAAUGAUGUUGGUAUGUACAAGUUGAAGGAUGAGUUCAUUAACGAGGUCAAUCCUUAUUACUUCAACUACACAGCCAAUAUGAAGGAUGAUGUAUUAAAGUUAUUGAAACAUCGUAUCAUGAAGAAAACCAACAAGACCAUGAAUAAGAUAGUCAUUGAGCCCAAUUUAAGAAAUGCAGAAGAAUUAGGAAUAUAUCGCCAUAUUGGGAACUAUUCCUUAUCCAGUUACUUCUCUGACUUUAUUAUCAAGACGUUGCUUUACAUUGUGGAUCAAGGAGUCGACAAGAGUGACAAUUUAUUGGAAACAACGUUACAUUUGAUCCAUAUUUGUGCGCUAGAACGUUACAUCAACACAGAUGAUGACAACAAUACAGGGAAGACUUUUUUUGCAAACUUCACUCGUCAAUCUGACAUUCACGGGACUACUAUUGCCCAAUUGCUUUUCAACAUGUUGGAUGGAGAGGCCAUGAAGGACCACCGAGCAAAGAUCCGGUCUAUAUUUGCUAUUUUCGACACCAAGUACUCCAACGUCAACAACAUGCUUCUGGGAUGCAUUUCGCAGUUUGAUUCGAUUAAACUAACAGAUAAAACCAAUGAGGGGGACCCCCAGAAGGCCAUUUCUCGGAAGAAAAGAAUUGCAAAGGAUAGACAAGCACGAUUAAUGGCCAAAUUCAAAGAGCAACAGUCUCUGUUCCUUAAACAGAAUCAAAAUGAAAUAGAAGAGACUAGUGAUGUUGAAAUGGUAGAAUAUGGUGAUGAUGAAGGCUGGCAAUUUCCAGAACCUCACUGUUUGUACUGUCAAAAUGCUCUGGACAAUGCAGGGCCCUUUGGAAUCAUCACCUAUGUGUCCAAGUCAUCUGAGUUUAGAAAGGUCCCCUUUGAUGACCCUUAUUGGUUUAUGAAGGCCUUCUCUGAUAGUCAUAAUUUGGAUAAUGAUGAAACCACAAAGGAAGAAGCUGAAGACGAAACAUACUCGGAGAAAUGGAAGCAGUACAUGAAGUGGAUCCGGGAAUCCAACGUCAUGGGUCCUGGGUUUUCAAGCCAUAAACAUGUUGAAAGUAAGGUUGUAUCUCAAAGUUGUGGUCAUGGAAUGCAUUUCCAAUGCUACGUUAACUUCCUCAACACUAAUAGGAACAAACAGCAACAGAUCUCCAGAAAUGUACCUGAAAGCAUUGAACACCGAGAGUUCUUAUGUCCCUUGUGCAAAGCUAUUAACAACAUGUUUAUUCCUAUUCUUUGGGUUCCCAACAAGAAGUCACUUGAGAAUUUUGUUCUGCCAUUAGAAGCUACUGCCACUGUCAAUGUGUUUGAGCAAUUGGGGAACCAAGAUCUCCAUGAACCCAAAUGGCUAGAGAAGUUUGGGUCUUUGGCCACCAAAGAUUUAGAAGAGUUGUCUCAACUCACAGCCACAGCAAGUAACAUGAUUGGGCAGAACUCCAAGGAGAUUACGACUUCUGACCAAAAGAGUUUCAGAUCAAUGUUAACCAAUAUGUUUCAGAUAUUAACCCUAUUAGUGUUCCCGCGAGUGUUUAAAGCAGAUUCUACUUUAAUCUUGACUAACACUAUCAAGUCCACAGAAAUAUCUUUGAGAGGUCUAGGCUCCAUAAGCUGUGUGAUAGACCAAAUAUCCAACAACGCUCUUUUGAACCUCCGCGCCAUCAACGAAUUCAGAAACAACGUUCUCUUGAUGAAGAUGAAGAACUGGCUCUCCACCCCUGCAGCCAAAGCAGACGUCUACAUGAAGUUGCUCACUGGUCUCAGCCAACUAUCCAAUAAGCAAUUACCUUUACAAGUACAAAGUGCUGAUUUCUUUGAGAUUCUAGUGAAUGUCAUUCCCUUACCCAGUUUAGGGUUCCUGUUCAAUGCCAUCUUUAAAGCGUGUUUUGUUGGUCAUAUCUUGCAGGUGCUUAGUAUUCUUGUCACUAAGUUGAACACAAGCAACAGUAGGACUGACAAUGAACAUUACGGUUUAAGAGAUAUACCCUCUAUGAUGAACUCCAACAACGGUAUUUAUACAGUAGAAGUUUUCCGGAGACUAUCCGAAGCACAUGGCUUGGAUCACGUCAAUGCUGACAUUGGAGCGAUACUCUAUACGAUGCUUAUCAAAUCUGUUACCCCAUUUCUCCGUCGAGCAGCGAUCUUAGCCUAUGUUAACUGUGCAGACAUCGAGUCACUACCAGUGUUUGAAAGCUCACAACGUCUCGAAGCAGACAGACUCUGUGACAUCUUAAAGGUGCCCUCGGUAGCUCAAAUGCUACAGGAGUUUAUCCAACCAGAGGGUGAUAACUGCUACAAUGGAACCAUCUUCAAUUCCUACGUCCAACAUCUCAAGUCAAGACAGACUGUUAAUUCCAAUGCUAAUGCGAUGCAAUUGGAACUCAAAUACGAAUUGGAAUAUCCCGGGAUCGUCAAGUUAAUCGACCUCCCGGACCGACUUGACUACUUCUUCACUAACUACUACUAUCUGGACAGAUACAACAACCCCCACACCCGAAUGGAGAACCCGGCGAUCUGCUUGUACUGUGCAGAAGUUAUGGAUGUGCAACGGACUUCUAUUGGCGAACAAGAAGGUCAAUGCACAAUCCACUACUUGAAAGAGUGUGCUGGUUGUGUUGGGUUGUUCUUGUUACCCAAAGAUAGAACCAUACUAAUUUUAACUAGAAACGGAGGUUCAUUCCAUGCAGCUCCGUAUUUGGACAAGCACGGUGAAUUACCCAGUGAGAUGAAGAAGUCUAAGCCACUAUAUUUGAUGAGACCUCGGUACAACGACUUCUUGAGAAACGUAUGGCUACUGCAUAACGUUGUCAAUUAUGUUGCCCGGAAGUUAGACAGUGUGGUUGAUGCUGGAGGUUGGGAUACUUUAUAG